AUGGGAAUAACCGUACAAAACAUCACAGGAAACACGGCAAUGGUAAUUUGGCCAAAAAUGGCCAGUUGUGCCGACAGCUUUUACAGCGUCAUGUACCACCCUAACUGGAACAGCAUGCUAUCGAGUUACUCGAGAAAGAGCUUUCAGAAGGAAGAGAGAGUGCCCGCCAGUCGCUCCUCCUUUGUGGUUGAAAACCUAACUCCACUGACAACAUACAUCGUGUGUGUGACUUGCCAGUCCGCAAACCCCUCCAGCGACCAGUGCCGAGUCUUUAACACGCUGGAACGAGACCCAGCAUCCAGGAGCAACACCAAGAAAGAGCUGGCACUGGGCAUCUGGCUUGCCAGCAGCAUCCUGCUCCUCAUUAUCGCUGCUAUCCUCCUCUAUGGCUGCCUGCAUGUCCUGUGCCGCAGGAGACGCGAGCGUUUGCAAGGGCGAAACGGGACCUCCGAACAAGACCACGGGAAGGCAUGGCCCAAAAGCCCGACAUAUGCGUCGGAGGAGCUCGGCAUGCAGAGCCAACUGAUGCAGGACACAGAGGAAAAGCAUCCAGGUGGCAUUCAGCUGGCCACAAUUAUACAGAAUCCCUCAGCGGGCAAGGAACCCGUCAUGCCGACUUGCAAAAGCCGAGAACGAGUGCCAGCGACAGGACAGUGCUCUGCUAUAAAUUAG
Molecule: messenger RNA, 672 nt
Organism: Gavia stellata (red-throated loon)
Lineage: Eukaryota; Metazoa; Chordata; Aves; Gaviiformes; Gaviidae
Product: fibronectin type III domain-containing protein 9
Exons: 1
Coding region: 1-672 (223 amino acids)
Molecular function (GO): protein binding
Source: RefSeq, a predicted model, not a curated record